GUUCACGGAAUUCACAACCUAGCAUGGGCCGGCACACCAGCAGAGGGAGCAGCGUGGCUGCGUGUGCAGCCCAUCACCACCACUUGGCACCGCAUCAUGCUCAUCCCCGUUAUGGGCGGGGUCGUUGUAGGCAUGCUGCACGCCCUCGGCGGCAUCAUAGAACAAAGCCAAAGCCCAUCCCAAGCCCAGGGCCAGAGCCGCGGGGCAACUCUACGUCUGGAGCAGCAAAGGGGAAUUGACUGGGGGGCGGCUUUUACACCCGUAAUUCGAGCCAUCCAAGCAGCAGUAACCCUAGGCACAGGCUCCUCCCUGGGACCUGAAGGGCCAAGUGUGGACAUAGGCAAGGCCUGGGCAGAUGGAAUGGCAGAGAUUUUGAUGAACACUCACGAGAGGAAAACAGCACUGGUGGCUGCUGGUGCAGCUGCAGGAAUUUCGUCGGGUUUCAAUGCGGCUGUAGCUGGGUGUUUUUUUGCCAUUGAAACGGUGCUACAGUCGGUUGCUUCGGAGAAUGCGCCCCCGCUUACCACUGCCAUGAUCAUCCUCGCUUCAGUGCUCUCCUCUACAGUGUCUAACGUCGUUCUGGGUGAAGAGCCUGCGUUUACUGUACCUGAGUACGAGCUGAAAUCUGCUGCUGAGUUGCCACUGUACCUGCUCCUGGGGAUGGUUUGUGGGGUUAUUUCGGUGAUAUUUACCCGAUUAAUCAAGUGGUCCACAGCCUUUUUCGACUUUCUGCGGGACCGGCUCGGGAUCCCGCCAGCUGUCACGCCGGCAUUGGGCGGCCUGUGUGUGGGGUUCAUAGCGCUACAGUACCCUGGCGUCUUGUACUGGGGUUUUAGUAACGUGAACGAGAUUUUGCAUUCGAGAGAGAGUGCUUCUGCCCCUGGUCCGAAGCUCAUGACUCAGCUGAUAGCAGCCAAGAUCGUUGCCACGGCUCUCUGCAGAGGCUCGGGCUUGGUAGGGGGAAUCUACGCCCCGAGCCUGUUCAUAGGUUCGGCGGUAGGCUCGGUGUAUGGGUCGCUGGCGGGUGCGGCUAUCCAGGCUGCCAUUCCUGGGAAGGCGGAGGUCGCGGCUCCACAGGCAUAUGCUCUGGUGGGCAUGGCAGCAAUGCUCGCCUCUGUGUGCUCUGUGCCUCUCACAUCCGUCUUGCUCCUCUUCGAGCUCACUAAGGACUACCGCAUCCUGCUGCCGCUCAUGGGUGCAGUGGGUCUGGCCUACUGGGUCUCCUCAGUGGCCAACCGCAAGAAGCCCGUUCUCUCACACACCAAGCUCGCCCCCGGCUCUGCCGCAGCCUUUGCUGCAGCCGGCGGGCACGGCGACUCAGCCCUCACGCUCUACUCACCCCUGGGCACUGUCAUGAACGGCCAUGCCUCUCACCAGCAGAAUCUAUCCCUUCUGCAUGAGCACCACCACUCGACUCAUUUCGGGGGGCCGCCGCUGUCCCCGACGCAGCUUCGGGCGUCUUCGUCUAUUUCGUGGCAUAGGGGGAGUGGCAGCAGCAGUACUGGUGGUGGGAGUGGUGCGGAGGAAAUGGAGUUGUGUGCGGUGGAGGGGUUUGCAGGGGGUGUGGAGGCGGCUUUGAGUGUGGAUAGACUGCUGGACGAACUAAAGGUGGCUGCAGCAAUGAGCACCACAUUUGUGUCGGUUCGAGCAGACGCCACUGUGAGAGAAGCUGUGCUGGCUCUCCUAGAAGGCCGUUCAGACUGUGCCAUGGUGGUGGACGCAGAGGGGCUGCUGGAAGGCACACUCUCUCUCACUGAUGUACACCGGGAGCUUCGCCGAUCCUCCAUUAUCAGUGCGGCCGGCACGGCCAGCCACCGAGGCUCGGCGAUCGCCGGACCUGGAGGCUCGGCACGAAGCUCGGUUGCGGGUGGAGUGGGUGGUGGUUCGGGAGGAGGGGGAGGGGGAGGAGGGGGGAGUCAUAGAGGAUCGGCGGUGUCGGUAGGGCUUAUGCCAGUGGGAGGAGUGGGAGGAAUGGGAGGGGUGGGAGGGUUGGACAGGGCAUUGUCACACAGAGCUUCGGUCGCUGCCUCUGAACUGGCUCCUGUAGGCGUGGAGGUGCACGAGAUGCUGGUGGGAGCGGUCUGCACCAGUACCACAGCCCACGGGGACCCCGACCUUGUUGUGUGCUUCCCAGACCAGACGCUGCGCGCCGCCCGCCACCUAAUGCUGCCGAGGAACCUGACGGUGCUGCCUGUGGUGUCUCGGUCCGGCAAGCGGUGGCAGGACCGGGGGAGGAAGCUGGUUGGAGUCCUGGAAGCUUCAGCAAUCCGUGCCACAUGCCAAGCGGAGGCAACCCGUCGGAUAUUGGGAGUACUGGAGGAACCACAAGAAGCAUCACAUGGUGCUGGUGGUCAUUGA
Closterium sp. NIES-65 is the source of this 2358-nucleotide messenger RNA. The record is from the annotation of a GenBank genome assembly. NCBI's taxonomy places the organism in Eukaryota, Viridiplantae, Streptophyta, Zygnematophyceae, Desmidiales, Closteriaceae.